Cucumis sativus (cucumber) is the source of this 2339-nucleotide messenger RNA. Its product is annotated as pentatricopeptide repeat-containing protein At1g04840. The transcript has 2 exons. Lineage: Eukaryota; Viridiplantae; Streptophyta; Magnoliopsida; Cucurbitales; Cucurbitaceae. The record is from RefSeq and is a predicted model, not a curated record. The coding region runs from base 163 to 2202 and encodes 679 amino acids. Gene Ontology annotation, biological process: RNA modification. Gene Ontology annotation, molecular function: zinc ion binding; RNA binding; protein binding.
AUAAUGAAUCCUAUGAAUCAAAUUAAAUCGAUACAAUCAACUCCCAGUUUGCAAAGUAGCCCGUUUCCCGCUCUUAUAAAACGGCAGAAACAGGCAUCGAAAAUUUUUGGAGUGCUCAAAAUCCCAUAUCAAUAGAUUCAUUACUUCAAUGAUUUUUAAUCUAUGCUUCUUCGAAGGAAUGGAUCUGGAAGUAACAUAAUGAAAGAUCUCCACGUUCUUUUCAACCCAAGGAUCGCUUUUUUCAGUUCAAUGUUUUCUUCAUCAUCACCUCCGAUUUCAUUUCUGGAAACCCAUUUCAUCGAUCUAAUUCAUGCGUCCAAUUCAACCCACAAGCUCCGUCAGAUCCAUGGUCAACUCUAUCGCUGCAACGUCUUCUCCAGCAGCCGGGUUGUGACCCAGUUCAUCUCUUCCUGUUCUUCGCUAAAUUCUGUCGACUAUGCCAUUUCCAUCUUUCAGCGGUUCGAGUUGAAGAACAGUUACCUUUUUAAUGCGUUAAUUCGAGGACUCGCUGAAAAUUCCAGGUUCGAGAGCUCAAUUUCUUUCUUUGUUUUGAUGCUAAAGUGGAAAAUUAGCCCUGAUAGGCUUACUUUUCCGUUUGUGCUGAAAUCAGCGGCGGCUCUUUCCAAUGGUGGCGUUGGGAGGGCUUUGCAUUGUGGGAUUUUGAAGUUUGGUCUUGAGUUUGAUUCUUUUGUGAGGGUUUCGUUGGUUGAUAUGUACGUGAAAGUUGAGGAGUUGGGUUCUGCCUUGAAGGUGUUUGAUGAAAGUCCUGAGAGUGUUAAGAAUGGAAGUGUGUUGAUUUGGAAUGUUCUUAUUCAUGGGUAUUGUAGAAUGGGGGAUUUAGUAAAAGCUACGGAGCUAUUCGACUCAAUGCCGAAGAAGGACACGGGAUCUUGGAACAGUUUGAUCAAUGGUUUCAUGAAAAUGGGGGACAUGGGUCGAGCAAAGGAACUGUUUGUUAAAAUGCCUGAAAAAAAUGUUGUUUCUUGGACCACAAUGGUGAAUGGAUUUUCACAGAAUGGAGACCCUGAAAAGGCACUGGAAACUUUCUUUUGUAUGCUUGAAGAAGGCGCUCGGCCAAAUGAUUACACAAUUGUCUCCGCACUUUCAGCUUGUGCAAAAAUUGGUGCAUUAGAUGCUGGUUUAAGGAUUCAUAAUUAUCUUUCAGGCAAUGGUUUCAAACUAAAUCUAGUUAUUGGAACUGCUCUGGUGGAUAUGUAUGCAAAAUGUGGAAAUAUUGAGCAUGCAGAAAAAGUGUUUCAUGAAACAAAAGAAAAGGGCCUUCUUAUUUGGAGUGUUAUGAUCUGGGGCUGGGCAAUCCAUGGACAUUUUAGGAAAGCCUUACAAUACUUUGAAUGGAUGAAGUUUACAGGAACAAAGCCAGAUAGUGUGGUCUUUCUUGCUGUUCUUAACGCAUGCUCCCAUUCUGGACAAGUAAACGAAGGACUUAAGUUUUUCGACAAUAUGAGGCGCGGCUACUUGAUUGAACCUUCUAUGAAGCAUUACACAUUGGUUGUAGACAUGCUAGGCAGGGCUGGCAGACUAGAUGAAGCUCUAAAGUUCAUACGUGCGAUGCCCAUAACUCCUGAUUUUGUGGUGUGGGGUGCUCUAUUUUGUGCAUGUAGGACUCAUAAGAAUGUUGAAAUGGCAGAACUAGCAUCCAAAAAGCUUCUUCAGCUUGAACCCAAGCAUCCGGGGAGUUAUGUAUUUUUGUCAAACGCAUAUGCUUCAGUAGGGAGAUGGGACGAUGCGGAGAGAGUGAGAGUUUCUAUGCGAGAUCACGGUGCACACAAAGAUCCAGGAUGGAGCUUUAUUGAAGUGGAUCAUAAAUUACAUAGAUUUGUGGCUGGAGAUAACACUCAUAACCGUGCUGUAGAGAUAUACUCAAAAUUAGAUGAGAUAAGUGCAAGUGCAAGGGAAAAGGGAUACACGAAAGAAAUUGAGUGCGUACUUCAUAAUAUUGAAGAGGAAGAAAAGGAAGAAGCAUUGGGAUAUCACAGUGAGAAGUUGGCACUUGCUUUUGGGAUCGUCAGUACGAGGCCCGGAACGACUGUUAGGAUAGUGAAAAACCUUAGAGUUUGUGUGGAUUGCCAUUCUUUCAUGAAAUAUGCCAGUAAAAUGAGUAAGAGGGAGAUCAUUUUGAGGGAUAUGAAGCGAUUCCAUCAUUUCAAUGAUGGUGUUUGUUCAUGUGGAGAUUAUUGGUAAAGAAUUGUUGAUCAGAGAGUGGAACUGCGGAUGCUUUCAAGAACACAUACAAACUAACAAUUGCAGCCUCUUUGCAUUAACGGUUUGAUGCCCUAAAAACAAUAAUGGCUUCUGAGAAGUAAAAGAUCCCUUAAUCA